AUGCAGGAGGACCUGGCGUGGGAGACCGACGGCCUGCUUCCUCUGGAGAGGCAGCUCCACGAGGCCGCCCGCCAGAACAACGUCAGCAGGAUGCAGGAGCUGAUUGGGAGGAGGGUUAACACCAGGGCCAGAAACCACGUGGGCAGGGUGGCCUUGCACUGGGCUGCAGGUGCGGGACACGAGCAGGCUGUGCGUCUGCUUCUGGAGCACGAGGCUGCUGUGGACGAGGAGGAUGCGGUAGGGGCCCUCACAGAGGCACGUCUGUGUUUUGGGAUGAACGCGCUUCUCCUGUCUGCCUGGUUCGGCCACUUACGAAUCCUCCAGAUCCUGGUAAACUCGGGGGCCAAGAUCCACUGUAAGAGCAAGGAUGGCCUGACCUUACUGCAUUGCGCAGCCCAAAAAGGCCACGUGCCUGUGCUGGCGUUCAUAAUGGAGGACCUGGAGGAUGUGGCCCUGGACCACGUAGACAAGCUGGGGAGGACGGCGUUUCACCGGGCAGCUGAGCACGGGCAGCUGGAUGCUCUGGAUUUCCUCGUGGGCUCUGGCUGUGACCACAGUGUCAAAGACAAGGAGGGGAACACAGCCCUUCAUCUGGCUGCUGGUCGGGGCCAUGUGGCUGUGCUGCAGCGACUUGUGGACAUCGGGCUGGACCUGGAGGAGCAGAAUACAGAAGGUCUGACUGCCCUGCAUGCGGCUGCUGGAGGGACCCACCCUGACUGUGUGCAGCUCCUCCUCAGGGCUGGGAGCACCGUGAAUGCGCUCACCCAGAAAAACCUAAGCUGCCUUCACUAUGCAGCCCUCAGUGGCUCGGAGGAUGUGUCUCGGGUCCUCAUUCAUGCAGGAGGCUGCACCAACGUGGCUGAUCAUCAGGGUGCCUCUCCUCUGCACCUCGCUGUGAGGCACAACUUCCCUGCCUUGGUCCAGCUCCUCAUCAACUCUGACAGUGACUUGAAUGCCAUGGACAAUAGGCAGCAGACGCCCCUUCACCUGGCUGCAGAGCACGCCUGGCAGGACAUAGCAGAGAUGCUCCUCAUUGCUGGGGUUGACUUAAACCUGAGAGAUAAGCAGGGAAAAACCGCCCUGGCAGUGGCCGCCCGCAGCAACCAUGUCAGCCUGGUGGACAUGAUCAUAAAAGCUGAUCGUUUCUACAGAUGGGAGAAGGACCACCUUUCAUGCAGGGACCUCAGUGACCCCUCUGGGAAGAGCUUGUCCUUUAAGCAGGACCAUCGGCAGGAAACACAGCAGCUCCGUUCUGUGUUGUGGCGGCUGGCCUCCAGGCAUCUGCAGCCCCGUGAGUGGAAGAAGCUGGCAUAUUCCUGGGAUUUCACGGAGGCGCAUGUCUACGCCAUCGAGCAACAGUGGACAGGCACCAGGAGCUAUCAGGAGCACGGCCACCGAAUGCUGCUCAUUUGGCUGCAUGGUGUCUCCACGGCUGGUGAGAACCCCAGCAAAGCACUGUUCGAGGGCCUUGUGACCAUUGGCAGGAGGGACCUGGCUGGCUGGAGUGCCGUGGUGCGAUCUUGGCUUACUGCAACCCCCGCCUCCCAGGUUCACGCCAUUCUUCUGCCUCAGCCUCCCGAGUAGCUGGGACUACAGGCGCCCGCCACCACACCCGGCUAAUUUUUUUAGUAAAGACGGGGUUUCACCGUGUUAGCCAGGAUGGUCUCGAUCUCCUGACCUCGUGAUCUUCCCCAGGGAUGGGGCGUUCCAUCUUCUGCCCUGUCCGGGAGAGUAGCUGUUUGCCACCUGAGGCUGUCGUGCACCUGAAAUGUUGGCUAGAGGGACUGAGAAGCUGAAAUUUCUUAUUUCUCAUUAUUUGAAAUUGUAGGCACCCAUGGCAAGUGGCAUCCAUGGUGCUUGGCUUUGAGGUGCCAGGCAAGCACAGCUUGUUGUGGGGCUCGGCUACACCAGCAGGGGGAUGUGUUUCUGGGGAAAUGUGGCUCUGGAAGCUUCACGGUUUCCUAGAAUGUGGAAGAUAUAUCUGUGCAGGAUAGAAAUCCUGCCCAGAGGCUGUUUCUGUCUCAUUUGAGCUCUCUUUCAUGUGGCAGAGCUGGCUGUGGCCAGUGUAGGAGCCUACAUUUGAGAAAAGCUUACCUCAAAGUUCUGCAUUGAGCCUGAGACUGGAAAGGAGAUAGAAUAAAACAGCUGACAGGGGCUUUGGCGGUCACACAUGCCUGAUGGGGUGCACAGGGCCACCGUCUCUAGGCUGGAGUGCAAUGGCGUGAUCUCGGCUCGCUGCAACCUCUGCCGCCCGGGUUCAAGUGAUUCUCCUGCCUCAGCCUCCCGAGUAGCUAGGAUUACAGGCAUGCACCACCAUGCCCAGCUAAUUUUGUAUUUUUAGUAGAGACGGGGU
This is a messenger RNA of Mandrillus leucophaeus (drill), 2353 nucleotides long. RefSeq names its product ankyrin repeat and death domain containing 1A (gene ANKDD1A). NCBI's taxonomy places the organism in Eukaryota, Metazoa, Chordata, Mammalia, Primates, Cercopithecidae. The record is from RefSeq and is a predicted model, not a curated record. Gene Ontology annotation, molecular function: protein binding. The transcript has 16 exons. Gene Ontology annotation, biological process: signal transduction. The coding region runs from base 1 to 1584 and encodes 527 amino acids.